AUGACGAUGUUUGUCCCUCCAAAAAAUCGUUGCCUUGAAAUGUGGGAAGGUCCUAGGACGGGAGUUCUGGGCGCAAUAGAUUUCUUUGGUGCAGAUGAGGCAAGAGCAUUCAAUUCGAAGAUCAAAGAUAUAAUUAAAAAUUAUAAAGAUGUCUAUAUUGAUCUUCCUCCACGUACCAAUAUUCUCUCAACUGAUAAUAUACAAAAAAGUAUAGGUCGAAAUUCUGUAAAACUGUUGAGUCGAAUAGUUCAAGAUUUAAGGAUGAUCAAGAGUGAUUCCGAAAUAGCAUUAAUGAGAAAGGGCGGUGAAAUUACUGGCAAAGCAUUUAUCCAAACGAUGAAAUUCACAAAACCAGGAUUGUCAGAACAUGACUUAUAUGCUAAAAUAGACUUUGAAUCUCGCGUUCGAGGUGCACAGUCUCUCGCUUAUGUUCCUGUAGUCGCGGGAGGGAUUAACGCGCUAACAAUGCAUUAUGUGAGGAAUGAUAUGCCAUUACGGGAUGGUGAUCUUGUUUUAUUGGAUGCAGGUGGCGAAUACUAUGGUUACGCAAGCGAUGUUACUAGAACAUGGCCUGUAAAUGGAAAAUUUACACAAUCUCAAAAGGAGUUAUAUGAAGCAGUUUUGAAUGUGAACAGGAAAUGCAUCAAGCUUUGUACAGAAGCAGAAGAUAUCUCCUUGAACGGAAUACAUGAAAUGUCGAUUGAGUUCAUGAAAGAAGAACUAUUAAAUAUUGGAUUUGAUCUUACCGAAGGGGAUGUUGAUCGCGUUUUAUACCCUCAUCACAUUGGUCAUUAUCUUGGGCUGGAUGUUCAUGAUACUCCUUAUAUAGAUCAACCCGGUAUAUAUGUUCCACCUAAUGAUGCAUAUCCCAAGAGAUACCACGGUAUAGGGAUACGCAUUGAAGAUAAUGUUGUAGUUGGAGCUACAGAUCCUAUUGUAUUAAGUUCAACGGCACCUAAGGAGAUUGUUGACAUUGAAUUUUGUAUGGCUAAUUCAUGA
This is a messenger RNA of Dentiscutata erythropus, 999 nucleotides long. Lineage: Eukaryota; Fungi; Glomeromycota; Glomeromycetes; Diversisporales; Gigasporaceae. The record is from the annotation of a GenBank genome assembly.